AUGGGGGACAAAUCCCGCCCACUAUCAACAUUGUACGACAUAUUGAAAAUCCAGGAAACAGCAACAACCGAAGAUAUUCGUAAAGCUUAUAAACGACGCGCGCUGCAAACUCACCCUGAUAAGCUUGGACCGACUGCUUCAGUUAGGGAGAAGGAGAUGGCAGAAUCGGAAUUUCGCCUCGUGACUCAGGCAUUUCAAGUACUGUCUGAUGCUCAGCGAAGGAAGCGUUAUGAUAGCUAUCUGAGGCCGCCUCCGAAACCUACGUACCCAAGGUCUCAGUCUGCACCAUCCUCAUCUAAGGACGACUGGGACGCAUCUACCCAACGACAGACAAAGCUGAAGCGUGACAGGGCAGAAUGGGCCAAGAAGGUGGCUCGCGAACAUGAGGAACGAAUGCAGAAUCUGCAUAGUCGGCCUUCAAUGCCAACCAGUCCCCCAGUGGUGCCUGUAGAACCCCAAAUAGACAAUCCGUUGGUUCGGAAAUUCUUCGAGGACCUGAGGGCCCGGAAUCCUGAAUGGGUGCAGAGGGAAAGGGAAAUUAGGCAGGUGCGGUAUCUCCUAUCGGCGUCAUGA
This is a messenger RNA of Pleurotus ostreatus (oyster mushroom), 573 nucleotides long. RefSeq lists its product as uncharacterized. NCBI's taxonomy places the organism in Eukaryota, Fungi, Basidiomycota, Agaricomycetes, Agaricales, Pleurotaceae. Bases 1 to 573 code for a protein of 190 amino acids. The transcript has 3 exons. The record is from RefSeq and is a predicted model, not a curated record.